Messenger RNA from Daphnia carinata, 1803 nucleotides. Its product is annotated as cholinesterase 1-like. Lineage: Eukaryota; Metazoa; Arthropoda; Branchiopoda; Diplostraca; Daphniidae. The coding region runs from base 35 to 1729 and encodes 564 amino acids. The transcript is spliced from 12 exons. The record is from RefSeq and is a predicted model, not a curated record.
ACAUACAAUUAGAGACUUUAGUUGUCACAGCAAUAUGAAGUCACUAUUCUUGCCCAUCGUUUUUCUGUUGGCCGGCCAGUUUGUGGCUGAGGUGUCUUCGCAAGUCAUCCUCGAAGUACCCGGCUAUGGCGUCCUUAACGGAACAGCUGAAAAUUCGACGUACACUGAACGGCCGUUCUAUGCAUUUCGCAGCGUCUUUUACGCUGAAAAACCCGCACCUCUAAAUCGAUUUUUACCACCAAUUCCGAAAGCACCCUUUCCCAUGGAUGAGAUCCAGCAAGCCACCAAUAACAAUUUAGGAUGUCCUCAGCCUGGGGCAGCCAACGAGGAUUGCCUUUCUAUGAACAUCUUCACACCUCAAUUGCCAUUUGAAUCCGACACGCCUCUUCCUGUCAUGUUCUGGAUCCAUGGCGGAGGUUUUUCUCUUGGUCAUGCCCUCGAAUAUCUUCCCAACAGAUACAUGGAGCAUGACAUCGUCCUAGUUACAAUCCAGUACCGCCUUGGUCCACUUGGAUUUCUCUCAUUCGACACGGACGAUGUUCCUGGUAAUGCUGGCAUUUUCGAUCAAAUCGAAGCUUUACGGUGGGUCAACAAACACAUCGAAUACUUUGGAGGAGAUCCGACUCAAAUCACUAUCGCGGGAGAGAGCGCCGGCAGCGCUAGCGUUUCUCUUCUUCUCUUGGCCCCACAAGCAAGAGGGCUAUUCCAACGUGCCAUCGGUGAAAGCGGAUCUGUUCUGGCUGAUUGGGCCCUUGAUCGCGACGGAAGAGGCAGAGUGGCUUCACUGCAAAUCGCUGAAAGGGCAGGAUGCCCAUUGGAACCUUACCAAGAUUUGCUCACCUGCGUGCAGAACGUUGAUGCUUUAGUACUGGACCGAGCGUACCAAGACUAUGCGAGAGAGGAUAGGCUGAACGGUGGUCUUGGUUUUAGCGGUUCCAAUCCCAUCAUCCAAGUUGCUGGAGCACAGCGGAUUAUCGAGUCCGACCCUUUUGAGUUACUCAAUUCCGGCAAUUUUGCGACGGUUCCUACAAUGUUCGGAGCAAACAAGCAAGAAGGCUCGCUUGUGCUAGGAAUACUGUACAACAGUUACUUGGUUCCCAACAAUCUGACUGAAGACGAAGAAUUUUUGGCAAAUGAAUUGGUCCCACAGUUUCUGGUUGCCUUGCAUAUUGAUGACCCAACUGGAGAACUGGCUGCUCAAUUGACACAAAAAUAUUUGAGUACGGCAGUGAUGGGCAACUUUACAUCCAUGACACCUGGAUUAACAGACCUGUGCAGCGUGCUCUUCUUGAAAGGGCCAACUUACGAAAUGACAAAAGUUGUUUCUCAACACAACCCCAACUCGUUUUUCUAUUCAUUCGAAUACGAAGGCAGGAAUUCGCUUUUCACUUACCUGUUGACAGCCAAUCCCCCGCCGAUUCCUCACGGUGUUAGCCAUGCUGAUGAGCUCAUUUACCUAUUCGUUUACCCAUUCCCGUCCAUCCCACCGGGUCUCAAUAAUCGAGAGACUGAAGUUUCCAUGAAGAUGCUUCAAGUUUGGACUAAUUUUGUCACCCACGGCAAUCCGACCCCUGAUGGCGUACCUCUUCUUGAUGGUAUUCCACAGUUCUUACCUUAUAGCAGUGCCGUUGAAUCCUACACCGCCAUUGACGACGUUUGGCGAUCGGAGACGGAUUUCACACUAACUUACACCAUAACAGUCGAUGAACUGAGUCCUCCCCUCAAGUAAAGCAGCGCUUUCAAAGAACAACCUGGUCAUGUCAAAUAUGUUUACCCAAUAAACCCAGUUAUCUUGCAUAUUGG